This is a messenger RNA of Anguilla rostrata (American eel), 2180 nucleotides long. It is a transcript of the gene st8sia2, whose product is annotated as ST8 alpha-N-acetyl-neuraminide alpha-2,8-sialyltransferase 2. Gene Ontology annotation, molecular function: alpha-N-acetylneuraminate alpha-2,8-sialyltransferase activity. Gene Ontology annotation, biological process: oligosaccharide metabolic process; N-glycan processing. The record is from RefSeq and is a predicted model, not a curated record. NCBI's taxonomy places the organism in Eukaryota, Metazoa, Chordata, Actinopteri, Anguilliformes, Anguillidae. Bases 326 to 1531 code for a protein of 401 amino acids. The transcript has 7 exons.
GUGCUGUGCCUUUAAGAUUUAAGUAGCUGCGAUUCCUUAUAGCUAUCUUAAAAUUCCAGUGUGUUGUAGUUGCACUGAAAGUUUGAGUGGACCAUGAGUGUAAAUUAAACGCCGUAUUCCAGGGGGGACAUCGAGGUGGAGGCGAGGCAGAGUUGGCUAGCUACAGCAGACAGUAGAAACAGAAGAGGACGUCAGCCUCAGAAUCGUUUCCCUGGAACUCACUGCGUUUUCAUCGAAAUUGACAUGCUACAUUCGCUUUAUAUAUCAGUAUCAGCUAACCAAAUGAUUUUAUGUAGUAUGUAUUAAAAAAGAACACACUCAAGUCAUGUCGUUUGAAUUUCGAUCAUUGAUGUUCGGGAUUGUGAUAUUGCUAGUAAUAUUCUUAAUAAUUAGUGAUAUUUCUGAAGUGGAAGAAGAAAUUGGGAAACAUGGAGGCUCGAGGAAGUUCUACCCGCAAAGCUUCCUGCCGAAAUCAGAAAGGCCGGUCCCAUCGCUGCGACCUCCUCCCUCAAACCGGCACAGCGCAGAUGAGAUUGACACCAACAUUAUCAUCAGAGGUGACGAGGCAGAGGCGGAGGCGGACCGCACUCCGUUGACCAAACCGGGGCCCAUCAUCACCCCUUCCCCCGAGACCAGUUUGGCGACCCCCUCCUCUGAAUGGAGCUUCAACAGGACCCUCUCGAACUCCAUCAGGAAGAACAUCCUGAAGUUCUUGGACGCCGAGAGGGACAUAUCCAUGCUGAGGGGCUCGCUGAGGCCGGGGGAGGUCAUCCACUACAUCUUCGACCGGCAGUCCACGGUCAACGUGUCGGAGAGCCUGUACCGGCUGCUGCCGACCGUGUCGCCCAUGAAGGACCGGCACUACCAGCGCUGCGCCAUCGUGGGCAACUCCGGCAUCCUGCUCAACAGCAGCUGCGGCCGCCAGAUCGACUCCCACGAUUUCGUCAUCAGGUGUAACCUGGCCCCGGUGGAGGAGUAUGCGGCGGACGUGGGCCGGCGCACCAGCCUGGUGACCAUGAACCCGUCGGUGGUGGAGCGGGCGUUCCGGGACCUGUCGAGCGAGGCGUGGCGCGAGCGCUUCGUGCGGCGGCUGCGGGCCCUGGAGGGGAGCGUGCUCUGGAUCCCCGCCUUCAUGGCCAAGGGCGGCGAGGACCGCGUGGAGUGGGCCACCCGCCUCAUCCUCCGCCACGCGCUCAACGUGCGCACGGCCUUCCCCUCGCUGCGGCUGCUGCACGCCGUGCGCGGCUACUGGCUGACGAACAAGGUGCUAAUUAAGAGGCCGACGACGGGCCUUCUGAUGUACACCAUGGCAACGCGUUUCUGCGACGAGAUCCACCUGUACGGGUUCUGGCCCUUCCCCCAGGACCCGCAGGGGAACCCCAUGAAGUACCACUACUACGACACCCUGACCUAUGAAUACGACUCCCACAGCAGCCCCCACACCAUGCCCCUGGAGUUCAGCACGCUGAGGGACCUGCACAGCCAGGGGGCGCUGCGGCUCCACAUCGGGCGCUGCGGCGCCGACACGUAACCACGGCGACCGGGAGGGAUUCUGGGAAGGGGGCAGCCCGAAGGGGAAACGCACGCUACUCGCGGAGGCAGCUGAAGCACUGUGUCCUGAAAGUCCGGUGCCUGUGCGCUCGGAGUGGGCGGGGCUAUGGGGUUUUUAGCCCCGCCUAUGUUUUUUUUUUUUUUAAUGCCGUUUCGUUUGGAAAACUUGAAAAAAAGCAAUGUUUAAAAACUGCCUGUCGUGCUGUGCUACUUCCUAAGAGUCGCAAAGAUUACAUAUUGUGGAGUUGUUGGAGCUCCACAAGUUAUGGCAUUUCGUAAUUUAUAGUAAGGGGUAAGGCAUAAGGGGUAUUUAUGAACCAGUGUAGCUCUAGCUCUACAGUGGGGAAAAGGGUAUAAUGAGCCGGCCUGGUUCCAGCUCUACAGUGGGAAAGGGGUAUAAUGAACCGGCCUGGUUCCAGCUCUACGGUGGGAAAGGGGUAUAAUGAACCAGCCUGGUUCCAGCUCUACAGUUGGAAAGGGGUAUAAUGAACCAGCCUGGUUCCAGCUCUACAGUGGGAAAGGGGUAUAAUGAGCCAGCCUGGUUCAGCUUUACAGUGGGAAAGGGGUAUAAUGAACCAGCCUGGUUCCAGCUCUACAGUGGGAAAGGGGUAUAAUGAACCAGCCUGGUU